Messenger RNA from Cyprinodon variegatus (sheepshead minnow), 1159 nucleotides. RefSeq names its product trace amine-associated receptor 1-like. The record is from RefSeq and is a predicted model, not a curated record. Gene Ontology annotation, molecular function: G protein-coupled receptor activity. Gene Ontology annotation, cellular component: membrane. Gene Ontology annotation, biological process: adenylate cyclase-activating adrenergic receptor signaling pathway. Bases 110 to 1147 code for a protein of 345 amino acids. The transcript has a single exon. NCBI's taxonomy places the organism in Eukaryota, Metazoa, Chordata, Actinopteri, Cyprinodontiformes, Cyprinodontidae.
AGCCACUUACACUUAUGCUCUGACAGAGUAUAAGGGUGAAUCUGCAAUUCAGGAGAAUAGUCAGGGAAGGGUUGUUACUUAUAUAGAUAUUAUCUUUUGGACAUGGUGAAUGCAUUUCAUAUGGGUGAUUGUUUUUAUUUUGAUGGAUUUUAGAUCAAAUCUUUAUGUCCCAAUGGAAAACAGAACUAAUGUUUUAAUUAACUUACUUCAUCCCUGUUUUGAGAUGAAUCUGUUUAGUUACAAACUAACAACUCCUUCUGCUGUGUGUGUAAUAGUGCAAGUUUUCCUAACACUUUUGUCUCUUGUCACAGUAUGCGGAAACCUCCUUGUAAUAAUAUCUAUUUCUUAUUUCAAACAACUCCACACUCCCACCAACACUCUCAUUCAAUCUCUGGCUGUAGCUGACCUGCUGGUUGGUGUUCUUGCUUUUCCAUUAACAAUGUCAUUCUCUUUUACCUCAUGUUUUUAUGACAAUAACAUGUUUUGUAAGAUAAAAAACAGCUUUGAUGUAUUGCUCAGCACAUGCUCUAUUUUGCACAUGUGUUGCAUUUCAGUUGAUAGGUAUUAUGCAGUGUGUCAGCCUUUAACAUAUAGAUCCAAAAUCAGCCUCCAUGUUGUGAUCAUCAUGAUUGUCAUAAGCUGGGGUCUUUCAGUUCUUACUGCAAUUGGUGUUAUUAUUUCUAGAUUAAACACAGAAGAAUGCUUGGAUGCAUGUUUUAUUGACAUUAUCAUGACAAACAUUGUGGGACCUUUGACAUCCUUUUACCUUCCAGUGGUCAUAAUGGUUUGCAUCUACCUGAAGAUAUUUGUUGUUGCACAGAGACAGGCACGGAGCAUCCAAACCAAGAAAAACUCUGGAGCAACUGUCAGUAAGAUGGAGAGAAAAGCCACCAAAACUCUGGCAAUUGUCUUGGGGGCAUUUCUGUUUUGCUGGGCUCCUUUUUUUCUUUCCUUCACGUUAGCACCUUUUUCCAAUAGUUUUGUAAUGGUUUCAGUGAUUGAAUCAACCAGUUGGUUUGCACUGAUCAAUUCAACUCUAAAUCCAUUUAUUUAUGCUUUCUUCUACUCCUGGUUCAGGUCAGCCUUUAAAAUUAUUGUUUCUGGGAAAAUAUUUGUUGGCAACUAUGGUAACUUAAAAUUAAACUAAGGCACAUAUUAA